AUGGCUCCCAAGGACGACGACUUCGUCCUCACGCUGUCCGAUGACGAGGAUAUUCCCCGAUUCGACGACGACGAAGCUAACGAGCUUGCCGACGAGACCCCAGCUAUCGACUCGAAAAAGCGCAAGCGCGAGGCCGAAACUUCCAAGGACAAGAACAAGAAGCAAAAGCAGCAAGCUAAGAAUGUGAAGGGCAAGAAGGGCAAGGUCCAGCCUGUGGCUGAGGAGUCUGAAGAAGAGGACGACGAGGAGAAUGAUGUUCCCGGCGCCGAUGACCAUGCUUUGAACCCCGAUUUUGAGUUCGACGUGGGUGGUGUGGCCAAUCACGGUGUCACUGAAGGCUUCGACGGUUGGGGUCUGGAGGAUUCCAAGCAGAACGGCGGUGGUGAUAAGAAGGCCGUGGACAUUGACGACAUCAUCUCUCGGAGAAGGGAAAAGCAGGAGGCUGCAGCCAAGAAGAAGCAAAAGAAGCAAGCUCAAGAGGAGGAGAGUGCCAGCGACUCGGAUGAUGAAGAUUCCGAGGCCGAUGGCGGUAUGGAGGUCGACUUUGAAGACGACGAGCUCGUCGCCGAGGAUGCUUUCGGUAUGGGCGCUGACGGCGAGGAUGAGAGCGAGGCUGAGGGCCCUGAAGUUGGCUCUGGACCCGAAGACAGCGAAGACGAAGACGAGCAAGACGACGAUGAUGACGAUGCUGCGUCCGACAACGACUCGAUUGCUACUCCCGUUGGUCACCCCGACGAUAUUGGUUCUGGCCAAGAAUCCGACAUUGAGAGCGAGGUGGACGCAGAGGAAGCCGAGAAGCGCAAAGCCUUUUUCGCUCCUGAAGAGAAGGUCAACGACAAGGCCGCCAUGGCGAACAGCACGUUCCAAGAUUUCAACCUUUCUCGUCCCAUUCUGCGAGGUUUGGCCUCUGUUGGAUUCACCGACCCUACCCCUAUUCAGCGCAAGGCUAUCCCAGUGGCUCUUCUCGGCAAAGAUGUCGUCGGUAGUGCCGUUACUGGUUCAGGAAAGACUGGUGCUUUCAUCGUACCCAUCCUGGAGCGUCUGCUCUUCCGUCCUCGCAAGACGCCUACCAGCCGCGUUGCUAUCCUAAUGCCCACUCGUGAGUUGGCGGUGCAGUGUUACAAUGUUGCCGUCAAACUGGCUACGUUCACCGACGUCACCUUCUGUCAGCUUAUUGGUGGUUUCAGUCUUCGCGAACAAGAGAAUGUGCUCAAGAAGCGCCCGGAUGUGAUUAUCGCUACCCCCGGCCGUUUCAUUGAUCACAUGCGCAACUCGCCCAGCUUCACCGUGGAUACUCUGGAGAUUCUGGUUCUCGAUGAAGCCGAUCGUAUGCUUGAGGAUGGCUUCGCCGACGAAUUGAACGAGAUUUUGACUACAAUCCCCAAGUCUCGCCAGACCAUGCUGUUCUCUGCUACUAUGACCGAUACUGUCGACAAGCUGAUCCGCGUUGGUCUGAACCGUCCCGUCCGUCUUAUGGUGGACGCAAAGAAGAAGACUGCCGUCACGCUGACCCAGGAGUUUGUCCGUCUACGCCCUGGUCGCGAGGACAAGCGUCUCGGAUAUCUGUUGUACCUGUGCAAGGAGAUCUACACCGAGCGAGUUAUCAUUUUCUUCCGGCAGAAGAAGGAGGCGCAUCGCGUCCGUGUUAUCUUUGGACUGUUGGGGUUGAAGGCUGCAGAGCUACACGGCAGCCUGAGCCAAGAACAGCGUAUCAAAUCCGUCGAAAACUUCCGUGACGGCAAGGUCGCGUUCCUACUUGCUACCGAUGUCGCCUCCCGUGGUCUUGAUAUCAAGGGUGUGGAGACCGUUAUCAACUACGAAGCCCCCAGAGCCACGAGAUUUACCUGCAUCGUGUCGCCCGACCGCAAGGUUGUCAAGUCCGCCGUGAAGGCCGGCAAAGCUCAAGGUGCCAAGAUCGUCAGCCGAGUGGUCGAGAUGGCCAUUGCUGAUGAAUGGGCGCAAAAGGCCGAUGAUCUCGCCGACGAGGUGCAAGAAGUGCUACAAGAAGAGAAGACCGAGAAGCAAUUCGCGCAAGUCGAGAUGCAGUUCAACAAGGGCGAGAAUCUGAUGAAGUACGGCCAGGAGAUUAUGGCCCGGCCCAAGCGGACGUGGUUCGAGACGGAGACGCAGAAACGAGCUGCGCGCAAGUUGGGCCGUACUGAAUUGAAUGGAGCAGACUCCAGCUCGAAGAAGGACAAGGCCAAGCUUAGCAACAAGGAUAAGAAGCGGCUGGACGAUGCGAAGAUGAGACAUGAAGGGAACAUUGGGUGGAAAAAGGGCAGGUCGGAGCGAGAUGCUCCGAAGACGAAAGGCAAAGACAAGAAGAGGAAGGGGAAGAAAUAA
This is a messenger RNA of Penicillium subrubescens, 2343 nucleotides long. It is a transcript of the gene drs1, whose product is annotated as putative ATP-dependent RNA helicase DRS1. Gene Ontology annotation, molecular function: nucleic acid binding; RNA helicase activity; ATP binding. The record is from RefSeq and is a predicted model, not a curated record. NCBI's taxonomy places the organism in Eukaryota, Fungi, Ascomycota, Eurotiomycetes, Eurotiales, Aspergillaceae. The transcript is spliced from 3 exons. Bases 1 to 2343 code for a protein of 780 amino acids.